CAACAACCUCUCUCUCUUUUUAUCGCUCUCUCUCUCACACACACACACCACCCCUCACUCCUGGCACAGAGAAGACAGGACCACUGGAGAGACCAUACACACCUCCUCCUCCUCCUCCAGUCACUCACCCAGCCAUCGCCAGACGCUAAGCCCAGGAUGUGGACUUUGCUCUUGGGGGUCACCUUUGGAUUACUGGCCUCCUCCAGGUCGGAACCGGCUCAAGCUACAGUGAAAUCACGUAGCUGCAGCCAUGCCGGAGUGUUCCACGUGGAAGGAGAAACUCGCUACUCAUUGACCUUGGACCUGGCCAAGAAGCUGUGUGAGAGCCUGGGUAUCACCAUUGCCAGCAGGGAACAGGUCAUCGAGGCCCAUGCCCAAGGCCUAGAGACCUGCAGAUAUGGUUGGAUCAGCAACGGAAACACCACCAUCCUCAGACAAAAGGCUCGUGUUAACUGUGAAAACAACACGACUGGGGUCUUCUUCCAUCAUGUCUCUCCGGAACAACCCUUUGAUGCCUUCUGUUUCAAUGCAUCAGAUUUGUCUGACAAGAACUGUGAUGCGGCCAUCAACCUUGAUUCAACAGGACCAGAGAGUGUUCAGGUGACAGAUGUAGACCUUGCUUCAGAUGCUGCAGGCCCUGAGGAUGGAGCCCAGCCUGAGGCCACCGUCAACCCCGAGCCUGACACCCAGGACACCACCUCCGCCCCUGGAGAAAAGGGAGCAGAGAGCACCACUGAGGUAAUGGAAGCAGUGGACACAGACCAGCCUGCACCCACUGAGGCCAGCCCAGUAAAGCCAACAGCAUGGGCUGAGGGUGAUGCUUCAGAAGGGGCAGCCACAGAAAGCUCUGUCAUUAAAGAGCAGGUUGAGGGGAAUGAGACCCAGGAAGCCAGCCCCACGGAGCACCCUGUGAUGGUCACUGAGAUGGAAGAAACCACUGUGUCUGGGAUGUUGCCUUCUGCCUCAGAGGAGGAGGGGGCCUCUUCUAUGGCACCACCUGUUAAAGAGCCAGGAGAACCACAGGGUCGGGUCAGAGAGGAGGAUUUACAGGAGGAGGUGGAGGUACAAGCCUCCACGCAGCCCAUUCCUAAUGGGAAGAUGAAUCCAGGUAUGGGAGCAGACCCUACUCCAGCUGGGCAGGAGAUCAGUAGCACAUCAAAUUUGCUGAUCAUUGUGGGAGUGCUUGUGGCACUGGUUGCUAUUCUCCUCACGUGUGUUGUUGUGGUCAAGUAUAAGAGCUGGUGCGGUCAGCAGCAGACCCUGAUGAUCACCAACAAGGAUGGGAAUGAGGGUAACGGUGCGGCGGCGUCAGUGGCUAGCUCCCGCGCCCAGGAGAGAGAGCAGGAGAUGGUGACCCUGAUGAAUAAAGAGAAGAUCCAGGAAAACGGAAACACGGAGGAGUUCACCGCCAUCACACUGGAGGAGUCCCCAGAGAAAGAACAGCUAGCGUGAGAGAGUAGAGGAGGAGGAGAGUGAGAGAGGCAGAGAGUGAGUGAGUGAGUGAGUGAGUGAGUGAGUGAGUGAGUGAGU
Molecule: messenger RNA, 1530 nt
Organism: Salvelinus namaycush (lake trout)
Lineage: Eukaryota; Metazoa; Chordata; Actinopteri; Salmoniformes; Salmonidae
Product: CD44 antigen-like
Exons: 8
Coding region: 157-1452 (431 amino acids)
Biological process (GO): cell adhesion; positive regulation of ERK1 and ERK2 cascade; inflammatory response
Cellular component (GO): macrophage migration inhibitory factor receptor complex; basolateral plasma membrane; plasma membrane
Molecular function (GO): cytokine receptor activity; hyaluronic acid binding
Source: RefSeq, a predicted model, not a curated record